UGCAACACUUUCGGGUUUCGUGGCCUGAAUUGGAGAAGUGAGAAAACUGAAGUAGCUGCCUGUAUUGUCUCUCCUUAGUCUUGAAAGACUAAAACCUGCUUCAAGGCCACACUCAUGGAUGCUGUUUGGAUGCUACUGAUCUGGCCGGUGAUGAUAUUUGUACACAGUGGACUCACUGCUGGUGCAGCCGUGUCCUGCAGGAACGAGCAGGGGGAGUCUGUGGACUGGUUUAUUCUGUAUAAGCUGCCAGACCACGAUGAAGGAAGAGGUCUGCGAUACCUCUACAUGGAUGACCAUACCAAUGGCUGGGUAUAUGGGAAGAAAUUGGUGAAUGACUCCAAGAGUGCAGUGGGGCAGACUUUGCAGCCUUUUUUGUCCUACAUUCAUAAAAAGACUGUGGACUUUGGGUAUCUUCUAUACAACGAUCAACCUCCAAAGUCAUUUAAACCUGCUCCUUCAUCUUUUGGACACAGCAAAGGUAAGUAACAUUUUACAAUGUACAAAACAGAAGGACACAGAAAAUUGGGGAGAAAAAACAUCAUUGACAGCACAACAAACUAUAUAAUUGUAUCUGUAAUACUUGCUGGGUUUGCUUGCUUAUUCCUAUGAUUAAAGCCAAGUGCAAUGUUUGCUACAUAUGCAGGAUGUGAAUUGUUCAUUUUAUAUAUAUCUAAAAUAAAAUAUUUUAACAUUUACACUAUUUCAGGGUAGAACAUUUACAUGUGUGAUUCUGCAGAUUUUGUCCAAAUCAUUAAAUCAGUAGAAAACAUUUAUUUUAUGAUUUACUGUGUAUGGUCAAGACAUGAUGGCACGUCC
Messenger RNA from Lepisosteus oculatus (spotted gar), 816 nucleotides. The record is from RefSeq and is a predicted model, not a curated record. Lineage: Eukaryota; Metazoa; Chordata; Actinopteri; Semionotiformes; Lepisosteidae.